AUGUCGAAUACCGAACAAAGGCCAUUUGUGCCUUCAAAGAAAAUCAACACCGAGUAUCCUCUCAUCGACAGUGACCCACAUAUCAAAAGAGUACUUGGCUAUGCAAGACCAUCGGACUAUGCGGUCGGAGCAGCGACGGCUACCGCAGGACCGGGUUUGAUGUUGUUGUGGGAACGAAUUUCACCUUCACUCGUUGGAAAAGGAGGGUUUGCUCCAAUCAUGCGAUUAUCGGGAGUUAUUGGUGUUGGAGCUGGUUUCUUUAUGUUUUACCAACGCUCUAUACUAAGAUUCUACGGUUUCACGGAAAAUAAGCGUGAGCAAGAAAUGGAUAUGAGAGAAAUGGUGAACAAAGUUAAGAAGGGAGAGUCUUUAUAUGGGGAAAGCUCAACUACACCAUAUAUCCAGGGAGUCGCAUCGAGGAAUUCAAGAUAUGCAGGAGUCUGGAUGCAUGUUAUGCCUUGGUUUAACAUGGUAAACCACAAUCAGCAUGGAGUUGACACAGCCAAGUAUUAUCAACAAGCCGAGAGAGAGUUGGAGGCUGAGAGUUCGGGAAAGAAAUUGUCAAACUAG
This is a messenger RNA of Botrytis sinoallii, 570 nucleotides long. RefSeq lists its product as uncharacterized. NCBI's taxonomy places the organism in Eukaryota, Fungi, Ascomycota, Leotiomycetes, Helotiales, Sclerotiniaceae. Bases 1 to 570 code for a protein of 189 amino acids. The transcript is spliced from 4 exons. The record is from RefSeq and is a predicted model, not a curated record.